UCUGAAUAGACCCAACAGAUCCAAAGCCAAGAUGAAGCUGUACCUCGCCGUGGCCGUGCUGAUGCUGGCUUUUGUCGCAUACACAGAGGCGCAGGACGCGGAGCAGACCAUCGAGCAGAGGUUCACUAGGUUCGGAGAGCAGGUGGCCGAGGUGAGCAAGGGCCUGGCUGCGAAGGCCAAGACCACCUUCGAGGAGAUUUCGACCAGCCAGUUCGCAGCAGACACCCGGAGCUGGUUCCAGACGCAGAUUGACAAUUUGAAGACUAAGUUGUCGUAAGCAAACCAGUAGACCCGUGCCCCUCUCCAGCCUGCACCCCUCCCCCCCCCCCCCCUACUACCGGACCGCUGACCUCUUCCAACAACAACAUGCGUCUCUGUGUUAAAACGAUAUUAAAAACAUUGUUUUGAAUGUGCAUCCUGUGUUUGCAUCAGUAUCUCGAAUUAAGAAAAGAAGAACUUCUGAAUGUACUGAGUGAAUCGAAUAAAGGAACACUGCAAUGGAA
Molecule: messenger RNA, 503 nt
Organism: Pungitius pungitius (ninespine stickleback)
Lineage: Eukaryota; Metazoa; Chordata; Actinopteri; Perciformes; Gasterosteidae
Gene: apoc1
Product: apolipoprotein C-I
Exons: 4
Coding region: 32-277 (81 amino acids)
Biological process (GO): negative regulation of very-low-density lipoprotein particle clearance; very-low-density lipoprotein particle clearance; triglyceride metabolic process
Cellular component (GO): extracellular region; high-density lipoprotein particle; very-low-density lipoprotein particle
Molecular function (GO): fatty acid binding; phospholipase inhibitor activity
Source: RefSeq, a predicted model, not a curated record